GAGCGUGACAGUUCGUGUCACUUGUAACUUAGCUCAUGACGUCGGACGAGCAGACGAUGUCUUCGAAGAAACUUCUCCUACUCAGUCGUUGUCCACCUGGACUGGUCAUUUGUUCUGCUCCAGAGGUUAUUCAUUCAUUAAUAUCAAUACUACGAACGAACAUUGUUCGCCCUCGACAUGUAAUUGGCCAGAUAUCAUGGAAAUACACAGGCGAAGGCCCGUGAGGAGCAAAGCGAUGCCCUGAACGGAACUGAGCUGCUUAUGGUGCUCCUACUAGGAAAUGGUUCAAAUUCUCAAACCGCUGUUAAUGUUGGCCGGAGUUGCCAGCGCUAGUUCCGUUGUCAACAGAGGCACGUUUGCAUCUCCAAAGACUGGCGUGAAGUGGCGGUAUUGGAUUGAAGAUGCGAGUGUCGAUAUCGAUACGCUUCGCUUUGACAUCGGUGAAAUAGCACGGGUAGGCUCGUCAGGCUUCGAGCUCUUGAGCUAUCAGUCUUAUGGCUCUGUAUCAUCCUCCACCGGCCUUAUCAUCCUUGAUCCCACAGACUUUGCAUUUGGGUCUGACCGUUUCGUCAAUGUAACGGCGUCUGUGGUUCAGGCUGCUAUUGACAACAAUCUCACCAUCGACUUCACCCUCGGUCCUGACCAAGGCGCAGGGGUUCCAGUGCUUCCAGAAGAUGUCGACAUGGAAGGAAUGAAUACUGAGCUUGUGUUUGGCUCGCAUUUUCUAGCCGCUGGAGAAAGCUUUAACGGACCCAUUCCCCAACCCGAAAUAUUUCCCUUUCUCCGUUUCGAUGGCACGGUAGCUAGUGCGAACAUCUCGAAAAUGCAGCUUGUUGGUGUCAUCGGGGCACAAGUAGUUGACGGAGCAAAUAUCAGCAGCACGCGGGUUUCUUUAGAUUUCAAUACAGUGCAGGACCUCACGAGUCAGGUGCAGUCUUCUGGCGACUCAAUGACGGUCUCAUGGACACCACCUUCGAAUGGGACAAACGUGGUCCUUUCCUAUUUUUCGCGUCGGAACGGAUAUCCUGAAGCUCGUCCUGGGUUCAAUGGUCCAGACCCUAACGAGCCUGGCUCAUGGGGAUCCUGGGUUGUUGACCAUUUCUCUGUCAAAGGCGUAAACAUUUCCACGACGUUCAUACAAAACAACAUCUUAUCAAAUGCAGACAUUGCAGAAAUGCUAGCUCUUCCUGGAGUUGGACAGUAUAUGUGGGAAGACAGCAUGGAGUAUCAGGCGCAAUUAUUCUGGACGGACACUUUUUCGGAAAGGUUCAUGGAGAGGCAUGGAUACGAGGUCAACAUCACGCUUCCAGUACUUCACACACUCCCUAGUAAUGCUCAAACAAAGCGGAAUCAAACAUUUGACUAUGGCACUAGUUUUGAUUGGGAAAAGUUCAUGGAAGAUUACCAAGACACAUUGACCUCACUCUACAUUGAUUAUAUGGGGAACUUCUCUGAAUGGGCGCGAUCUAUUGGGAUGUCGUUCUCCAACCAGCCGGCGUAUAACUUCCGACUGGACACAGCUGCUAGUGCUGCUAUUCCCGACACUCCUGAAAUUGAGUCCCUUGGAGUACCAACUAUUGACGAAGCACGUCAACUUUCUGGGGGUGUACAUUUGGGGAAUCGCACCAUAUUUUCUAGUGAAACUGGUGCUCGACCUGGGGAAGCUAAUGCGAUCCGUAUGAUGGAGCUACUGCAGGAUGCGAAUACUCAGUAUGCCGGUGGUGUGAAUGUUGCGUUGCUCCAUGGCUUUCCGUAUUCAGGCAAUUAUCCGAACACAACUUGGCCAGGUCUUACUACUUUCGGGUAUGACUUCGCUGAUAUGCAUGGGCCACGCAUGCCUGCUUGGGAGCAUUACAAGGAAUAUCUGGAUUAUUUAGCUCGAACACAAUACGUUCUCCAAGCCGGAGUCGCCAAAGUCGAUCUUGGCAUCUACCGGAAAGGAUAUAAUAUCGUCACCCCUCCCCCGUAUACAGGAACUUCCCUCCUCAUACGCAGUGGAUACACAUAUGAAUAUGUCAGUCCCGAAAACCUCAAACUCCCAGGUGUGACAGUUUCCGACUCUCGCCUAGCACCUGCCGGACCUGCAUAUAAAGCAUUUAUCCUCGGGCGUCAGGAUAAUAUCACUGUCGAUGCGGCGCAGAGGCUUGUUGAUUAUGCCCAAAAUGGACUCCCGGUCGUCAUUGUAGGCGAUAUACCGAGUGAUAUACCGGGGUUUGAAAUGGGUAAUGUGUCGAUGGUGCAGGUUCAAUCGCUGAUGAGUCGGCUCACUGCGGAGGCUACUGUUGUUGUUGUCGAUGACGAAAGUGAUGUCCCGUCUGCCCUAGUCUCAUUAGCAGUCUUACCAGCUGUAGCAGCUGAUCCGCCUUCGGCGACAUUGUAUAGCGUCGUUCGGGAGGUAGAUAAUAAUGACUCCGAGACGAGAACUACGUACUUCUUCCUCUUCAAUCAAGGGACCUCAACGAUGAACUUCACGCUCACACUCAAUCCUGGUUUCGAAGGUUCACCGUUUGCCUUGGAUCCAUGGAGUGGAGAAGUCGCACCAGUUGUCCUCCAUUCCAAUUCAAGCUCUGGCAACAUCUCUAUUCCUGAAAUUUCGCUCGCACCUAGCCAAACGGCGCUGUUCGCUGUAACAUCAGGCAAUUCUCUCGAAGGCGUUCCUAUUCCAAACGGACAUCUUGUUUCUGCCGAUCCCAAUGUCACAGCAGUUGCAUUGACUACUUCGUCUCCUUCUAGCAGUCAACAGUUCGAGUUGCGUUCUCCGGAUGAGGGAAUGAAGCAGUUUAUUACUGAAGCUGGUGAAACGAUGUCUGCCAAUUUCUCCCUCGAAGGCGAGACAAGCCAAGUGCUCGAUGGAUGGCAAUUGAAUGUCACAGCAUGGACGCCCCCUCAAAAUCUCAGUGACCAUAGAUCUGUCCUUAUACCACAAGCUGCCAUAAAUCUCACCCAGGGAUUGGUUCCUUGGAGCUCGAUUGAGGGUCUUGCCAAUAUCUCCGGUGUAGGAACAUACAACACCUCGUUUGAGUGGAAUCAUGCAGACGACGGUGCAGUGGGCUUGUUGCUAGAUUUUGGCGAAAUAUUUCACACGUUGAAGGCACGAUUGAAUGAUAAACAGGUUGCGACCGCGGAUCCGACACAUCCAGUGGUCGAUAUAUCCAAGUUGGUGGUCAAUGGUACGAAUACGAUUAUAGUAGAUGUGGCGAGUACGUUGCUGAAUGCUGUCAAUGCGGUUGCACAAGUUGAAUCGUUAGGACAAUUGCGUCUUUCGACUGACCCUAGUCCCCCGCAGGAUCAGCAAUAUGGACUGAUAGCUAAUGUAACCCUUGUCCCCUAUGCACGAGCCACCAUAUCAUUGGAUGACUUCCCGUAGGAAUUAUUUGCAGGACACCAGACAAUUAAUUUGUGCCACCAAUAUAAGCGAACCUAAGCGAAGAUGGCCGGACAGCGGCUUCGCAAAAACUGCAUCAAAACCAACUUACAACGGCCUCCCUACAGCUCCCUACCCUGUUGUA
This is a messenger RNA of Lentinula edodes (shiitake mushroom), 3509 nucleotides long. RefSeq lists its product as uncharacterized. Bases 281 to 3367 code for a protein of 1028 amino acids. The transcript has 7 exons. NCBI's taxonomy places the organism in Eukaryota, Fungi, Basidiomycota, Agaricomycetes, Agaricales, Omphalotaceae. The record is from RefSeq and is a predicted model, not a curated record.